Messenger RNA from Stegostoma tigrinum, 588 nucleotides. RefSeq names its product glycoprotein hormone subunit alpha 2 (gene gpha2). The transcript has 4 exons. The record is from RefSeq and is a predicted model, not a curated record. Gene Ontology annotation, cellular component: extracellular region. Gene Ontology annotation, biological process: cell surface receptor signaling pathway. Gene Ontology annotation, molecular function: hormone activity; hormone receptor binding. Bases 101 to 493 code for a protein of 130 amino acids. Lineage: Eukaryota; Metazoa; Chordata; Chondrichthyes; Orectolobiformes; Stegostomatidae.
AACUCUCGGGAACAAAACUUCCUGCAAUCCUCCCUCCAGACAGAGACAGAGCGAGGAAGAGACAGAGACAAGAUACAAGAGCAGAGACACAGUGUCUGCAAUGCCCACUGUCUCCAAGAUGAUUCCCAUCGUUGUUCUGGUUCUGCUGUUAGUCUCAGGAGCUCUCAGUCCAGAUCCCACAGACCCCGAACCAGGCUGUCACCGUUACCCUUUCAAUGUUACUAUUAAGAGUGAUCGACAGGGGACGUGCCGAGGAUCCCAGCUGAUCCAUGCCUGUGUGGGUUACUGUGAAUCCAGUGCUUUUCCCUCCAAAUCCUCCGUGCUGCUGGCUAGUGGGUACAAGCACAACAUCACCUCCGUUUCACAGUGCUGCACCAUCAGCAAGAUGCUAAAGGUCAGGGUCAGUCUGUUCUGUGGCCCUCGCAAGGAGGAGAUUGAGAUCUUUACGGCUGGGUCCUGUCGCUGUGACAUGUGCCGCUUGUCCCGAUACUGAAAUCCAUUGUGAGCACGGCUCCCCCGGCCCUGAGCUCAGGGCCCUUGAUGGAACAUCGCUCAUGGCCUCUCGGCACCUAUUAUUACAACCAAUAA